AUGGCCACCCUCCGCGUUCUCUCAUUCGAUGCUGAGGGCCGCCCGAUUCAGUUCGAACCCUGGCUAGAUGAUCUCCACCUGUUCUUAAUGAGCGAUAGCAAAGACAACGUUUCGCUUUUCGACCACACUUCUGGUGCAUCCGUCGCCCCUGCUGCUGCAGCUGAGCUGAGCGUCCGUUCCCACUGGCAGACUCGUGACGCUGCUGCCCGCCUAGCCAUUCGCAACCACCUACCGCUAACCGAACUCAAGCAUUUUGGCGAGCACAAAACCGCUAAGGCCCUGUACGACGCUGUAGUUGCUCGAUACUCCUCCCCUGCCACUGCUGAGCUUAGCCGCCUCAUGCUGCCCUACCUGUUUCCUGAGCUGUCCACAUUUCCCACCGUUGCCGAUCUUAUCACCCAUCUUCGCACUAGUGACACUCGCCUUCGCGCCGCCCUCCCCAAAGAGUUCUGUGCUAAGAACCCGCCUCCGAUGUACUGGACCCUCCACUUCAUAGUCACCCGUCUCCCUGACUUGCUUAGCUCGAUCAGGGACCACUUUCUCGCUCGCUGUCCCACCGAGCUCACUGUCGACCUCCUAGAGGAGCAACUCCUUGCAGCAGAGAAGAGUAUAGUCGCUGUAGCUGCUGCUCGUGGCGCUCCUCGCUCUCCCAUCUUUGAGGGGUGCUCUCCCUCUCCCCUCGCCCCCUCCUUCGCUACUGCUGCUGCUGUUGACUUCCUUGGUGCUGAGUCCGCAGGUGCUGCUUCUGCUCCUGGUGGGAGGCGCCGCAACAGCAAGGGCAAGGGAGGCAAGGGUAGUGGAGGUGGCAAAGGGGGGGGGUGGUGGUGGAGGAGUGGAGGCAGUGGAGGCGGAGGGGGUGGCAGCGGCGGUGGCGGCAGCGGUGGCGGCCGGGGCGGUGGUAGCGGCAGCGGAGGCGGUCGGGGUGGAGGCACUGGCGCUGGCCAGAGCCAGCAGCAGCAGCAGCGUCCCCAGACAUCCCAGCAGCUUCGUGAGUGGCUUACUCAGCGUGGGAAGUCUGGGGGUGGUGGUCGCUGCCCUUAUGUCAUUCGCACAGGUGACCGCAAGGGUCAGACGUGCAACAAGUUCCACACCCAGUACCGCUGCUUCUCCCGCCUUGACGACGCCUGGCGUGAGGAGAUGGGCGAGGAGGUAGACCGCCCUCGCUGGCAUGAGCUGUAUCGGGCUGGUGUAGACAUUUUUGCUCUUGACUUUGAUGCUAUUAUCUCUGCUAUGUAUGCAUUGGAAGUUAGUGCUGAUGGUGACUGUUACCUGUGUAUGCCGCCUGACCCAGGUAUAGAAGGUGUUGCCUUAGGAGCACGCGAGUCUGCUCUCUCAGGUACUGCGCCUACUGAGGCCUUGCACACCUUCACACUUGACUCAGGUGCUUCCCGCUGUUUCUUCCGUGACAGUACUGCCCUCACACCACUCCCAGCACCUGUUCCAGUCCGCUUGGCUGACCCCUCCGGGGGCCCAGUUCUUGCACGUUCCUCCACUGUUCUCCCGUGUCCGGCGGUUCCGUCUGGCUCAUUGUCGGGUUUCCACCUCCCCUCGUUCUCGACGAACUUGGUGAGCAACGCUGCCCUUCAAGAUGCGGGGGUUAAUACCUUCACCCCUGCAUGGCAGCGUGUGGCGAUCUGCACGUGUGCACAGACUGGCCGUCACCUGGCCACGUUCACUCGUCGGCCAGGGUCGAGUCUUUACACACUGACGACUGUGUCUCCUCAUGUUGCUGCAGUUGUUCGUCUCCAGCUCCGCCGCCGGUUCCGGUCGUACCUUCCUGUCCUGCGUCUGCACUCUGACAGAGGUGGUGAGUUCUCCUCCGACCUCUUGCGGGCCUUCUGUCAGAGGGAAGGUAUCGAGCAGUCCUUCACGCUUCCGGGCUCACCGCAGCAAAAUGGGGUUGCUGAGCGCCGCAUUGGUUUGGUCAUGGAGAUCGCUCGUACCUCCUUGAUCCAUGCGGCUGCUCCCCAUUUCCUGUGGCCGUUUGCAGUCCGGUACGCCGCGCAGCAGCUCAACCUCUGGCCCCGUGUGUCCUUGCCGGACACCUCGCCCACACUGCGUUGGACGGGGGAGGUUGGUGAUGCGUCGCGCUUCCGGGUCCGGGGUGCUCGUGCCCUUGUCCGCGAUACGUCCGCGGACAAGCUCUCCUCCCACACCAUUCCCUGUGUCUUCCUUGGCUUUGUCCCUGACGCGCCUGGCUGGCAGUUUUACCACCCCACCUCGCGCCGGGUCUUCGCCUCUCAGGACGUCACCUUUGACGAGUCGGUUCCUUUCUACCGUCUCUUCCCCUACCGCACUGCCCCUCUCCCCCCCCCCCCGCCACUUUUCCUCGCUCUAGGUCCCCCUCCGGUCGACCCCCUCCCCCCUCAAGGUCCUGCUCCCUCAGGUGUGUCUCAGGUAGACCCACUCCCCUUGGUUGAGCCUUUGGAGGUCACUUCUGACACCUCUGGCCCGGCUGAGGGGGGUGACGUUGCUGCUGACGCCCCGGCGGCGUUCCGCCGCACACCACACUUGGAGACCCCUCCGGGUUUCCCGCCGCGACCGUCCUCGCCGCCUCUGCAGCCGGUUCCUGUUGACUCUGGUGCUGCUGGGGGUGGUGCUACUCGGGGUGCUGCGUCUGGGGGUGCUGAGCCUGUGCGUGAGGUGCUGGGGGGUGUGGAGCCUAGGGGUACUGGGCCUUCGAGUGCGGAGCCUGAGGGUGCUGAGCCGGAGGGUGCUGGGUCGGGGGGUGCUGAGUCUGCCAGCGUUCCUCAGGGUCUUGUUUCCCGGCGGGGACCUCUCUCACCACAGCAGCUACGAGAGUGGCUUGCGUGGCGUACCCGCCUGAGGAGUCGUGUUGCUGGAGCUGGAGGUCCUGCUGCUGGAGGUACUGGAGCUGCCCGGACUGGAGGUGUCGCGGGAGGCGCUGGAGCUGGAGAUCCUGGAGCUGGUGCUGUCGACCCUGGAGUUGGAGACCCUGGAGCUGGAGGUGCUGGUUCUGGGGAUCCUGCUGCUGGGGGUGCUGGUUCUGGGGGUGCUGCUGCUGGAGGUACUGGGGCUGGAGAUACUGGAGUUGGAGGUGCUGGUUCUGGGGGUGCUUCUGUUGCUGGUUCUGGGGGUGCUUCUGCUGCCGGUGCUGGAGCUGGAGCUGCUGGCGCUGGAGCCCCUGGAGCUGCUGACGCUGGAGGCUUUGGAGCUGCUCGCGCUGGAGGCGAGGGUGCUGCUGGUGCUGGAGGUACUGUGACUAUUCGAGCUGGUGGUGCUACUGGUACUAGAGGUGCUGGUCGUCCGAGCGCUACUGGUCGCGGAGGUGCUCGCGCUUCGGGAGCUGGAGCUGCCGGGGCUAGUAGUGCUGCGGACCCUGGAGCUGGUGGUACAGCACAGUCGCGCCUGUUCUUCGCUCCGCCGUCUCCGUCGUCCCUGCCGCCGCCUGACACCGUGCUUCGCCAGGUUCUUACCCUCCCGUCUUCUACUGGCCUCCCGUUACAGCCUGGCUCUCCGCUGCCUGCGCCGUCUCCUUACCCUGUGCAGUCUGAGUCCCCUUCAGAGCGUCGUGAGCCUGCGUCUCGUCCUGCCUCACCUGUUCGCACUGUUCACACUGCUCGUCGUGUGCCUUAUCCACGUCCUCCCCCUGUGCCAGGUGUUCACACUAUGGCACUUCGUCCUUCCUCUGUUCCUCUGCGCGUUCCCCUAUCGUCUCCUCCUGCGUCCUCUCUGCCUGACGUUCCAGACCCUGAGUCUGACCGGUUUCGUGCUGAGCACCCUACUGUCACGCGUCUUCUAGCCACUGUUGUCACUGACCCGUCGUUUGAAUCUGCUGUAGCGUCUGCCUUGGUUGCUGAGCUUGUCGACUUUGCUGCUGCCUGUCGUCUAGACUACGCCGCUAGUCUUGUUGCUGAGUCUGAGUCUGUCUGUCCUCUUGUCUGA
Molecule: messenger RNA, 3906 nt
Organism: Closterium sp. Yama58-4
Lineage: Eukaryota; Viridiplantae; Streptophyta; Zygnematophyceae; Desmidiales; Closteriaceae
Source: the annotation of a GenBank genome assembly